AUAUUUGACACUUUCUAACAUGUAUGAUAUUUACCUAACCCUUUCCAACAUCUUCUCUAUAUAUUGACACUUCUUCUCAACUAUUCAUGUCUUUUUUUCACAUCAUCCUGCACUUGUAAGAAGCUCACACAAACGGUGAACCAAAUAAAAAGUAGGAGAAGCUGCAGUUUCUAUGGACCAGGUUCUUCCCUCCAAGCGUUCUCCGGACCAGGUUCCUCCGGUUCAUGAAAAUGCAGUUGCAGAGGAUCAUGCUGAGAAAAAAGGUACUGAUGAGUCGUUUGACAGAGUUGUUGCACUUACAAGAGUUGAGACCGAGAAGAGAUUGGCGUUGAUCAAGGCAUGGGAAGAAAGUGAGAAAACAAAAGCAGAGAAUAAGGCAUAUAAGAAGUUGUCUGCAAUUGGAGCACAGGAAAACACUCAAAGAGCAAAAGUUGAAGCUCAACUUAAGCAGAUUGAGGAAGAACUGGAGAAAGAAAAGGCGGAAAAAGUAGAGAAAAUGAAGAACAAGAUAGCUAUACUCCAUCAGAUAGCAGAAGAAAAGCGAGCCGCGGUGGAAGCGAAACGUGGAGAAGAGAUCCUCAAGGUUGAAGAAGAAGGGGCCAAGUAUAGAAAAAAUGGAACCACACCAACAAGAUAUUUGGGAUGCUUUGGUUGUUAAUUUGUUUUAAGUUCUGGACUGGGAUUUGUUUGUCCAUGGUCUUUCGAUUUCUUCUCAUCUACAUAAUGCUUAUGAUCAUUGUUUGAUACAUGAAGAACAGACUAGAAUUUUUAUAGCUGAUCUUAGAUCAUAUGUUUUAGACAGACUUGGUUAAUGUAUACUUCGGGGGUGUUUGUUUCCGGCUUAAAAGCCGAGCUUCUGGUUUAUUUAUAAGUUAAAAGCACUUAUUUGUA
Molecule: messenger RNA, 891 nt
Organism: Daucus carota subsp. sativus
Lineage: Eukaryota; Viridiplantae; Streptophyta; Magnoliopsida; Apiales; Apiaceae
Product: remorin-like
Exons: 5
Coding region: 173-658 (161 amino acids)
Source: RefSeq, a predicted model, not a curated record